Molecule: messenger RNA, 522 nt
Organism: Dictyostelium discoideum AX4
Lineage: Eukaryota; Evosea; Eumycetozoa; Dictyosteliales; Dictyosteliaceae
Exons: 1
Coding region: 1-522 (173 amino acids)
Molecular function (GO): acyltransferase activity, transferring groups other than amino-acyl groups; transferase activity; acetyltransferase activity
Source: RefSeq, a predicted model, not a curated record
AUGACAGAAUCAACAUUAAUUUCAACAGAAAUAAAUUCAGAUUUAUUCAAAGAUAUUAAAAAGAUUAGAUAUGAUGUUUUUGUAAUUGAACAAGAAUGUCCAGAAGAAGAGGAAUGGGAUGAAUAUGAUGAAAAAGCAAAACAUCUUUUAUUAAAGAUUAAUGGUGAUUCAGUUGGAUGUGCAAGAUGGAGAAAGAUUUAUUAUCCAGAUUAUCAAGGUAAUAUGGAUUGUGAUGUUAUAAAGAUGGAAAGAUUCGCAGUAUUAAAACAAUUUAGAGGUAAAAACUAUGGUAAAGAAUUGGUUAAAAAAGUAGUUCAAGAAAUUUACCAAAAAACAAACAUUGAACAAAACACUGAUUAUCCAUUAUUCAUGAUUAAUGCUCAACAAUAUGUUGAAAAAUUUUAUCAAUCACUUGGUUUUGAAACUGAUAAAAAUAUUCCAAUCUUUUAUGAAGCUGGUAUUCCACAUGUCCGUAUGAUCAUUCCAAAAGAUACUAUAAAAAAUUUAUAUUUUUCAAAUUAA